Acanthochromis polyacanthus (spiny chromis) is the source of this 5080-nucleotide messenger RNA. It is a transcript of the gene mdc1, whose product is annotated as mediator of DNA damage checkpoint 1. The record is from RefSeq and is a predicted model, not a curated record. Gene Ontology annotation, molecular function: protein binding. NCBI's taxonomy places the organism in Eukaryota, Metazoa, Chordata, Actinopteri, Pomacentridae. The transcript has 6 exons. The coding region runs from base 360 to 4379 and encodes 1339 amino acids.
GUGGAUGUUACACUUGUGAGUAAAUGUGAUUAUUUUAUUUACCCAUUCUUUUUAUACAAUUGUCGUGGGCCAUACAAAUCUGUGUAAGUUAUCACGACGGGUAAGUUCAAACCACAGUACUACCUCCCUGUCCGCCAUUUCUACGUGGAUGUACGGCGCGGAAUUUUAUUUUUUUGGUCCUAUCAGAGGCGUCUUAAGAGUUUCGACUAACCAAUGGCACCGGAGUCAAGUAUGAGUGACAGUUACAUUAGCCAAUCGCUUGCAUCAAACACGCCUUUUUGGGGGCGCGAUCAGUUCUUUCCGGAUAUGCAUGUUCUUUUUGUUUAUUUCCACUUAGACAAGCCAAGGCAAGUUCAGACAUGGAUGCUACGCAGGUGAUCAGUGACUCAACCUUGGAGUCUGAUGAGGAAGAAAAUGAAGAGAACGGUGACAAUCCGAGGGGACGACCUGUGGCGAAGCUGUGCAUCCUCAAAAACGAGCAUAUCUCUGAGACAGAGUUGCCCCUGUUUUUGGGAGAUAAUAUGCUUGGCCGUGACCCCAACACCUGCACCCUGCCCUUGUCAGCAGCCUCUGUGUCCAAGCAGCAUGCGAUCAUCUGCAUCUCAGUCUACAGGGGAAGAGGUCGUCACGCUGAAGAUGAGAUGGAGGCUUUGCUUUGGGACCUCGGGAGCACCAAUGGGACCCGUAAGGGCCACCUAAAGCUGACUCCUAAUGUACGCUAUGCCCUCAGUGGAGGUGACAGUUUGGUGGUGGCGGACAUCCCAUGUCAGUAUGUCAUCUGCGGCGUGGAUUCAGUAGUGUCUUCUCAAGAGGACAUGAGGACUACAGUGAGCAGAAAUCCGAGUGUGAAGGCCAGCGUGACAGAUGAUUUGAGAGUAAAGGAAGGUGACACGUGCACAGGCAGUGAAAAACGUGUUAAUGGAGGUACAAAGCCCAGGGUUUCACAAACAAAGACACCUGUCAGAGCCAGUUGCCUGUCCUUUGAGCAAACUCCAACCCACCCACAGCAGACCCUGGUCCCAGAAUCUGAGUCAGACUCAGAUGGCGAAACAGCAGGAGGAGGAGAAAGAAGACACGUGGCUCUUGUGUCUGAGUCAGACUCCCACAAGUCCAGUCCCAUUUGUUCUACAUUUGUUAGUCCUACAAAUAAAGUCAUUCCUGAAAGUGAAGAUGAAAGUCCCAUCACACCGUCAUCCUCCUCCACUAAAAAUAGACCAUGCAAACAUGUCAGCCUCAGCACUGAGGAGACAGAUGUAGAUUUGGGGCGACAGCAGCCGAAGAAAAAAGUGACACUUGAACUUGUGGAUGACAGUGAAGCAGAGGAAGAAAGGGAGGAAGAAAGAGCAGCACAGCGAGGGACAGAGUCUAAGGAAGGUGGAGAAAAUGUCACAAUGACACAGGAAAACAAUGAUUGUACAGGGGAAGAUGAAUUGCCUGUGUCUACACCAGCAGUCUUCACAGAUUGCAUUCCUGCUUUUGACAUUGACAGUGACACUGAUAUGGAGGAAGAGGAGGAAGGGGUGGCGUCUGCAGGUCCUUCAGGUUUGAAUAUAAACCAACAAGUUGAUCAGCCACCAAAUACAGUUCAGUUUCACAUGGAUAGUGACACAGACAUUGAAGAGGAUCAUGAUAUCCUCGAUAAAGUGCCCUCCUCUGAUGAGACCACCAAACCUCCUCACUGUAGUUCCGUUAUUCAGCCAGAGGACGUCGGCACAGACAGUAACACUGAUGUGGAUGAGGACGCUGAUGUUUUGGCAGAUGCAGCCAUGAAAGCAAAACCAGCAUCAUUUCAGACCGCACAGAUCGCUGACUCUGCUUCUUCAAUGCAGAUACAAGACUCCCACCUAGACAGCGGCACAGAUGUUGAUGAGGAGGAAGAAGAAGGUGAAUGUAAAACUCAAAAAACAGAUGAAACACUCAACAAAUUAGACAUGAAGGUCAUAAGGCCUGAAUCUGCCGCUGCUGCUCCUCACAGCCUGCAUGCAGACACCGAUAAUGAAACUGCUUCUUCCAUUAGUGAACCCACAGUAGCUGUUAGAGAAUCAUGCAGCAGCGCAAAUACAGGAGCUGUUUUGGAUGUUCUGUCUGACAGUGAUACCGAUGUGGAAGAUAAUCCUCCUGUGGGUGUACCGGCUGCUGUCACAGCCUGUAAAACAUCAGACGCUCUUCAGUCAGAUUUGGAUGCUGACACAGAUGUGGAUGAAUCUGGCAUGCCUCCUGCUGGGGACAGGGCCAGUCUUCCUCACCUUAGAGUGGACAGUGACAAAGACGUGGAGGAUAAGGAGGCUGGUUCUGAAGAGACGGGGGAGGACCGGAUUCCUAACCUGCACAGAGAAAAUACACCUGGGUUUCUGGUUCCACUUCUGCCGAACUGCUCUACUCCUAUACUGCUGUCAGCUGCAUCAUCUGGAGGAUUGUCUUCCUGUUCGGACAUCCAGGAAGAUGCAGACUUUGCGGUGGCUGAGACGCAGGCCUUUACACUCGAGGCAUCCGAUUAUGAAGAAGACCAGACCAGCAGCAGAGGGGAAUCUGUACAGCUGGGAUUAUCUGACAGCAGUCCCCUGCAGUGUCAGAACCAAACUCUGGCUACAGAGGCCACUCAGCCUUUUUUCUUUGUGGAAGGAGAUGUGAUUUCAGAAGAUACCAGUACACGUGCAGCAGUUUCAGCUGCAGACAGACUUCCUGCAGAGGAUGAUUUGCACUCAGAGCUUACCCAGGCCCAUGGAGAAAGUGAGGACUCUGACAGAUGUUCGGUUGCAUCUAAAAAAGAAGAAAGUCAGUCAGAUUUGGCCCUAGAAGCAACCCAAGCAUAUAUUUCAGUACUCGACAUUGAUCCAGAUGACAAUACAAACCAAGAUGAGGUACAGAACACUCCUGCUACUGAGACACCUCCCAUUGUAUCUACUUUUGCUUUUGCUGAAACACAACCAAUGUCUUUCCAUAUUGAAGAGAAUACUUUGGCAACGGACAAUUCUGCUUGCUCUGUACAGCAAGUUAACCCCCGAACACAGACUGAAACGGAAGAGAGGGAAGAACAUGGGGAGGACGCUCACCCACAGGAGAGGAACCACAGUGAAGCUCAGUAUCUCGCCGCAACUCAGCCCAUCUGUACAAGCAGCAAUGAAGAAAGCGAUGACGAUUCAUUCCCAGGUCCACGAAGAAGAAAAACAAAGCCGCUGCAGCUUUCAGAGGAACAAUCACAAUGCCUCAUUGAGAGGGAGGAAAACGGGAAGGACGCUCACCCACAGGAGAGGAACCACAGUGAAGCUCAGUAUCUGGCCGCAACUCAGCCCAUCUGUACAAGCAGCAAUGAAGACAGCGAUGACGAUUCAUUUCCAGGUCCGCGAAAAAGAAAAGCGAAGCCGCUGCAGCUUUCAGAGGAACAAACACAAUGCCUCAUUGAUUCUAAUGCUGAUGGAAGUCAGGCCACCGUUAAAAGCGAAGAUGAUGAAAGUGGCGAUAUGGACUUGAUGCCAGGUCCCAAAAAGCAGAAGACGAAGCAACAUGAAGAGGAGACACAGCCUUCCACUAGUUCUAAUGUCUCUGCUGUUGAAGCCAAGCCAGUAGUGACAAGUAAAGAACAGGACAGUGAUGGCUCAAUUCCACGUCCACAAAGAAGAACGGUAAAGCAGCGUCAUCUUAAAGCUGAAAACCAACCAGUAGCUACAUGUGGAGAUGAUGAUGCAGACUCCGCGCUGAGCCCACGAAAACGGAAAGCAAAGCAUCUUGAAGACGAGACACAGCUUGUCACUAGUAAUGAAGUCUUUGCUGAUGAUGUCUCGACUCCAGUUCUGCCAAAAAGAAAAGCUACGCUGCAUCUUGAAGAGGAGACACAGCCUCUCACAAGUUCUGAAGUCUCUGCUGUUGAAUCCCAGCCCUUACGUACAUGUACUGGUGAGCAAAGUGAUGGAGCGGACGUGAUUGCAUGCCUACAAAAAAGAAAAGCAAACUCAUUGCAACUUGAAGAUGAGAAAACACAGCCUUCCACUAGUUCUGAUGUCCCUUCUGUUGAAACCCAGCCAAUAGUGACAAGUAAAGAACAGGACGGUGAUGAUGAUGACUCACUUUCAGGUCCACAAAGCAGAACAGUAAAGCAGCUUAAUCUUACAGAAGAUGGCAAACAACAGCUCCUAAAUUCUGAACCCUCUGCUGCUGAAAACCAACCAGUAGCUACACGUGAAGGUGAUGAUGCAGAUUCAGUGCUGGGCCCACGAAAACGGAAAGCAAAGCGUUGUGAAGAUAAAACACAGCUCCUCACUAGGAAUGAAGUCUUUGCUGAUGACGACUCUACUCCAGUUCUGCCCAAAGAAAAGCUGCUUUGCAACUUGAAGAAGAGGAGAUGCAGCCAGAGAUGUCUACUGUUGAUACUCAGCCUGUAAAGAUAAAAACUGGCCUCAAGUCUCAGAAAGGAAAAGGGAUGGAAUCUACAGCAGAAACCACUAGAGCCAGUGCUAGAAAUUUAAGAACAUCAAGAUCAAGAGAAGGGGAAGAGCAGGCAGCGUGUUCUGUACCUCCAAAGAGACAGACAAGAGGUGGGAAUAAAACCUUGCAAAAUACCAAAGAUUUCAGAGGAAAAGGCAGGUCUGAUGAUGAGAACAACGGGGAAGAGGUAAAGCAGGCAAAGCAGGCCCGAGGAAAGAAAAACACGAGGCAACAGAAAGAUGGCAAUGGAGAGAAAGAAAUGGUUGGAAUGGAAGAAAAGAAACGUUCUGUAAAUAAAAGCGAACAAAAAGAAGGGAAACAACAACAAGAGAGAGAAAAAACUGAGAAGGAAGUGAAGGAGACUGAUGAAAGACAAGAGGAGACUGAAAGGCAGGACGGGAGAGAAGAAGAAGAAACAUCUGAGAAUGAAAGAAAAGUAAAUAAAGAGAAAUCUCAAGAGGAAAACGAGGAGGAGGUCAAGCCCAAAGCACCUGCACGAAGUCGAAGAUCUACCAGAGCUAUGGCUUCCCAGCACACACCACAGAAGGAACAAGACUCAACCGUAUCAACCAAUGAUGAUUUCCCAGCAAGGAGAACCAGAUCUCGCUCAAACUCCUCCAACUCAAUCAGCUCAGAGAGGUCAGUCUCAAGUCUCAAC